Molecule: messenger RNA, 1515 nt
Organism: Penicillium oxalicum
Lineage: Eukaryota; Fungi; Ascomycota; Eurotiomycetes; Eurotiales; Aspergillaceae
Gene: lcbA
Product: serine C-palmitoyltransferase subunit lcbA
Exons: 4
Coding region: 1-1515 (504 amino acids)
Biological process (GO): ceramide biosynthetic process; sphingosine biosynthetic process
Cellular component (GO): endoplasmic reticulum
Molecular function (GO): pyridoxal phosphate binding; serine C-palmitoyltransferase activity
Source: RefSeq, a predicted model, not a curated record
AUGGAUAUUCACGAGACCCAGCGUCUCCUGGCGGAGUUUGUCCACGAACUCGCGAAUCUAUUCCACCGCGUUCCCGGUUCCGCGAUUCUUCUGCGAUACGUCAAGUCCAGCUAUCAGGAUGACCCCAUCAGAUCUGCGGUCGAACUGUUCCUAUUCCUAUUUGCUGUGCGCUACCUGUUGGCGCCGAAAUACUCUACAAAACCUGGCGUCGUGCCUUUGACCGAGGAUGAAAUAGACGACCUUGUUGACGAAUGGACCCCGGAGCCGCUUGUGGCUAACCCGUUGGCCUUGGAAGAGAUGGAGGUUGAAAAGCGGACAAUGAUCGUUGGUCCUGUCGGUCCAAAGUCGAAACUCUCCAACGGGCGCACCGUAAAUAACCUCUGCUCCUUCAAUUUCUACAACUUCAACACGAAUGAGUCGCUCAAAGAGCAGGCGAUCCAAACGCUUCGCAAUUACGGUGUGGGUCCUUGCGGACCUCGCGGGUUUUACGGUACACAAGACGUACACAUGAAGACCGAAGCCGACAUCGCUUCCUUUUUGGGCACACCAGCCUGCAUUAUGUACUCGCAAGCAUUUUCUACUAUCUCCAGUGUCAUCCCCGCGUUCUCCAAGCGUGGUGAUAUCAUUGUUGCGGACAAGGGAGUCGGCUUUGCUAUCCGGAAAGGUAUCCAGAUUUCGCGCAGCAUCGUCCGGUGGUACGAACAUAAUGACAUGGAGGAUCUGGAACGUGUUCUCGCCAAGGUCACCAAGGAACAAGCUCGCAAGCCAUUGACUCGGCGAUUUAUCAUUACCGAGGGUCUUUUUGAAUCUUAUGGCGAUAUGGUCGAUCUACCCAAAGUUGUCGAAUUGAGGUUGAAAUACAAGUUUCGUCUCAUCUUGGACGAGACAUGGUCUUUCGGUGUCCUGGGCCGCACUGGACGCGGCAUUACGGAACACCAGAAUGUCGAUCCUGCUCAGGUCGACAUGAUCGUUGGCUCCCUCGCCGGUCCGCUGGUUGGCGGUGGUGGAUUUUGUGCAGGGUCUGAAGAAAUCGUUCAUCACCAGCGUAUCUCAGCCUCUGCCUACACUUUCUCUGCCGCCCUCCCCGCUUUACUCUCCACCACGGCCAGUGCGACGAUCAAUCUUCUUCAAAGCAGCCCUGAAGUUAUCGGUCAGCUUCGAGAGCACACAAAGGCCAUGCGCGCCCAAUUAGACCCUCGCAGUGACUGGGUAUAUUGCUCCAGUGCCCCGGAAAACCCUAUUCUCAUCCUCGUCUUGAAACCGGAGGUUGUGGCAUCAAAGAGACUGUCUUUCGACGAUCAACAGUAUGUUCUUCAGGAUAUUGUCGACGAGUGUCUUGCCAACGGUGUCAUGAUUACUCGUCUCAAGGUUCUUGACGACAAUUUCCAGCCCAAGCAGAUCGUGUCUCCUGCGCUCAAGGUUUGUGUUACGAUUGGUCUUACCAAAAAGGAGAUCGAGAAAGCCGGAACCACCAUUCGGCACGCCAUCACAAAAGUCAUGAGCAAGAGAAAGUAA